AUGGCUGCACCUAACACCGCCACCACGUCAGCGGUGGAGUCCACCUCCGUUGCGGUGGCGUUAUCCUCGGAAGAACUGGCUGCCAAGGCGGUGCAUAAGAGAUAUGAGGGAUUGGUGACUGUACGGACCAGGGCGGUUAAGGGCAAAGGAGCUUGGUACUGGGCGUACUUUGAACCAAUUCUUGUGCACCAUUCAGAUACAGGCUUAGCUAAGGCGGUGAAGCUGCGGUGUUCCUUGUGCAACGCCGUUUUCUCGGCCUCUAACCCGUCGAGAACCGCCACCGAACAUCUCAAAAGAGGGACUUGCCCGAAUUUCGCUUCAGCUCCUAAGCCUAUUUCAUCUCUGCCUUCAUCUUCUUCAGUUUCGGUGGCUAGUAUGGGGCCAACCAUUAAUACUUCUUCUCCUCAGCAAUCCCACAGCCACCCCCGAAAGCGUAGUUCUUCUGGUGGUAGUCGUGGUGAGGGUGGAGGAGGAGGCGGUGGAGCUUCUGUUGGCAUUAUUACUACAUUAUCUCCUCACAAUGUUCCCCCAUUGGCCAUUGUUGAUCCUUCAAGAUAUGCAGUGGAGUUAGCAUACCCACCUGUAAAUUCAAUAGCCAGUACUAGUGUUGUUGUUGCAUCUGCUAGUGCAAGUCCUCGUGGCGGUGGCGGCAGUGGUGGUGUAUUGUAUGCUCAGCAACAACACCAAUUAGUAUUGUCAGGUGGUAAGGAAGAUUUGGGACCUCUAGCAAUGUUAGAGGAUAGUGUAAAGAGACUAAAAAGUCCCAAAGCAGAAUCUACUCCAGCAUUAAGCAAAUCCCAAGUUGAUGCUGCACUGGAUUAUCUUGCUGAUUGGGUUUAUGAGUGUUGUGGGUCAGUAUCAAUUUCAAGUCUUCAGCACCCUAAAUUCAAGGCAUUCCUCCACCAAGUUGGGUUGCCUUCAAUUUCUCGAAGAGAAUUCUUCGGGUCGAGAUUAGAUGCUAAGUAUGAGGGGCUAAAGGCUGAGUCCGAGGCCAAAAUUCGAGAUGCAAUGUUCUUUCAGAUAGCAUCUGAUGGUUGGAAGUUAAAGAAUGAUGGUCUUUUUGGGGACGACAAUUUUGUGAAUUUGACUGUGAAUCUUCCCCAUGGGACUAGCGUGUUUAGGAGGGCAGUUUUUACCAAUGGUUAUGUCACGUCUAAAUAUGCCGAAGAGGUUUUGUGGGAAACCGUUACUGAAAUUUGUGGAAGUUCAGUGCAGCAAUGUGUAGGCAUAGUUUCAGACAAGUUUAAGGCUAAGGCAUUAAGGAAUUUAGAGGAUCAGCAUCCUUGGAUGGUUAAUUUUUGCUGUCAGUACCAAGGUUUCAAUAGUCUGGUUAAGGAUUUCGGUAAAGAGCUCGCGUUAUUCAAGAAUGUGACUGAGAGGUGUUUGAAAUUGGCGAAUUUCGUUAACAAUAAGUCUCAAAUACGACAUAGUUUUCAUAAGUAUCAAUUGCAGGAAUAUGGGCAUGCUCAUUUGCUGAGAGUACCCUUGCGCAGUUAUGAAAGAUCAGAUUUCGGUCUAGUGUACACAAUGGUAGAAGACAUAUUGUGUUCUGCGCGGGCGCUUCAUUUAGUGUUCUUGGACGAAGUGAACAAGAGAAUGUUAAUGGACGAGCCAAUUGCUAGAGAAAUCGAAGAGACGAUGAGGAAUCCACAUUUUUGGAACGAACUAGAAGCAGUAAAUUCGUUAGUUAAAUUGGUGAAGGCAAUGGCUCAGGAGAUUGAGAUGGAGAAGCCGCGAGUUGGUCAAUGCCUUCCACUUUGGGAAGAGCUUAGGGUGAAAGUAAAGGAUUGGUGUUCUAAAUUUCACAUUGGUGAAGGACCCGUAGAGAAGGUGAUCAACAGGAGGUUCGAAAAGAAUUAUCAUCCAGCUUGGGCCGCUGCAUUCAUACUCGACCCGCUUUAUUUGAUUAGGGACAGUAGUAGGAAAUACUUACCACCCUUCAAAUUUUUGACACCCGAACAGGAAAAGGAUGUUGACAAGCUCAUAACCCGGCUUGUUUCUAGGGAGGAAGCACACAUUGCACUUAUGGAACUGAUGAAGUGGAGAACAGAAGGGCUCGACCCGGUCUAUGCUCAAGCUGUACAAUUAAAGCAUAGGGAUCCUGGUACCGGAAAGAUGAAGGUCGCCAAUCCCCAAAGCAGCAGGCUUGUAUGGGAAACGUACUUGACUGAGUUUAAAUCGUUAGGGAAAGUAGCGGUUAGGCUAAUUUUCCUUCACGCAACAUCGUGUGGUUUCAAAUGCAACUGGUCUUUACUCAGAUGGGCGAGUGCUCAUUCCCAUUCGAGGGUGGGCAUGGACAGGGUGCAAAAGUUGAUAUUCAUUGCUGCUCAUUCAAAAAUCGAUAGGCGGGAUUUACCCAAUGACGAAGAUAAGGAUGCUGAGCUCUUUGACUUGGAAAACGAAGCGUUUGAUGGGGACAUUGUGAGACCGGCAAGACCUCCAUAG
Molecule: messenger RNA, 2445 nt
Organism: Fraxinus pennsylvanica
Lineage: Eukaryota; Viridiplantae; Streptophyta; Magnoliopsida; Lamiales; Oleaceae
Source: the annotation of a GenBank genome assembly